Messenger RNA from Saitoella complicata NRRL Y-17804, 771 nucleotides. RefSeq lists its product as uncharacterized. The transcript has a single exon. The record is from RefSeq and is a predicted model, not a curated record. NCBI's taxonomy places the organism in Eukaryota, Fungi, Ascomycota, Saitoellomycetes, Saitoellales, Saitoellaceae. The coding region runs from base 1 to 771 and encodes 256 amino acids.
AUGGCAACCACCACCGACCCACCCCUCCUCCUCUACGACCUCCUCUCAAGCCUCCAACCGCCCCAAUGGUCCCCGCACACCCUCCGCACCCGUCUCCUCCUAAACUACCUCAACAUCCCAUUCCGCACCGAAUUCCUCUCGUACCCUGAUAUCGAGCCCACGCUGGCUGAUCUGGGUUUGGAGGGGGUGGAACCGGUGGGGGGGUGGGAACGGGGGCCGGGGUGGACGGUGCCUGUGUUGCUGGUGCCGGGUGGGGAGGGUGAGGGAGAGGCUGUCAGUGGUACGUGGGGGAUUUUGGGAUGGGUCCAAAAACACUGGCCGGAAAAAGCUACGAUGUUGGGUGAUUUGGAGAUGGCGAAAGCCAUAGGACAAAAAAUCUUCGAAGAAGUCAUCACCCCCGCGCGCACUGUCAUAUGGCCCGUGUUGCCGCACAUCCUGGACGAGCGGGGUCAGGUAUAUUUCCGUCAAUCACGUCAACGCUGGCUCGGGAAGGACAUCGAAUCACUCCUCGCGCCGGUGGAGGAACAGGAGAGGAUUUGGGCGGAGCUGAGAACGACACUCAGGGGGCUACAACCGAGUGGGGGUGAGAGGUUUUUGGGUGGUGAUGGGGGGCCGGGGUAUGCGGAUUUCAUACUCGUUGCAUGUCUGGGAUGGAUCAAAGCCGUCUGUCCCGCAGACUGGGCAAGAAUAAUGGCGAAAGACCAAGACGAGGGUGCGGAAGUGUCGUGGCUCAGAAGCGUCUGGGACGGGUGCGAGAAAUGGAUGGUGUAG